UCCGCCUUAGAUUUUCAGAGCUCAGUUCAAAACCCCAAACUCCAACUUACCCUAGUCUUAUUGCUCCUCUCUUCCCGUCUCUCUCGACUGCGAUGACUUCUUCAACUCUACUCCACUAUCUCCUCUGCUUCUUUCUUGCCUUCCUCGUUCUGGGCCCUGACUGCCCUUUCGCCAGGGCCCAGCUCGACGAGGCGAGCGUGAAGUUGGUUACCGACAAUUUGGACCUUGCUACCGCAAUGACAAUGUAUCAACAAUUCAAUGAGGAGGAUGGCGAGGACGAUGAGGACGAGAUGGAUGUAGAGAAUGGUUACGGUCGUAGAUCUCUGUUCUGGAGGAGGAUGAGGUACUACAUUUCUUACGGUGCUCUCUCGGCGAAUAGGAUCCCUUGCCCGCCUCGGUCCGGGAGGUCUUACUACACCAACAACUGCUUCAAAGCUAGAGGCCCAGUUCAUCCUUACAGCAGAGGCUGCUCUAGGAUCACUCGCUGCAGAAGGUGAAGUGUUCUUGGAAAAUGCAGGUUCCUUCGGUUAUUUUUCUCUUGUGUUCUUCAGCUGGGUUUGUGUUGGGUUGAGUACUGUUAGUAGUUUAAGUUUCUGGGUGUUAGGGUUGGAGGUUGUUGCUACUUCUGGGCAUCUACUUGUUGCUUCAGGACUACUAAGAUUGUGAUGAUGUGUUUUGCAGAUCUAGCUACUUAUGUUAUGUAAUAUGCUACAUUGUAUUGGAUAAUUAUGAUUAUAUAGAGCUUGUAAUUGGUAUUAGC
Fragaria vesca subsp. vesca is the source of this 760-nucleotide messenger RNA. Its product is annotated as protein RALF-like 34-like. The coding region runs from base 93 to 497 and encodes 134 amino acids. NCBI's taxonomy places the organism in Eukaryota, Viridiplantae, Streptophyta, Magnoliopsida, Rosales, Rosaceae. The transcript has a single exon. The record is from RefSeq and is a predicted model, not a curated record.